Suillus plorans is the source of this 1124-nucleotide messenger RNA. RefSeq lists its product as uncharacterized. Bases 91 to 1014 code for a protein of 307 amino acids. Lineage: Eukaryota; Fungi; Basidiomycota; Agaricomycetes; Boletales; Suillaceae. The record is from RefSeq and is a predicted model, not a curated record. The transcript has 7 exons. Gene Ontology annotation, molecular function: GTP binding.
UAUCUUGCCACGACCUCGUUCUGUACCGCACUACAACUUUCACGAUAAACUAAAUCACCUCUGCCUCAGGACGCACAUCAAGAUCUCCCAAUGGCAACCAUCGAAACCCAGGACCUCAGACGGAUGAUCAGGCGCUUUCGAGUUCUGAUCAUGGGGAGAGCAAACGCAGGCAAAACGACUAUCCUUCAGAAGGUUUGCAACACCACCGAUCAACCAGAAAUCUACGAUACCAACGGAAAGAAGAUCGAUGCUGCCAUCGUGAAAUCAUCGAUCAAGCGUGGAAAUCACGACAUCACGAACGAGAUGGUGUUCAAAAGUAACCCUGGUUUCGUCUUCCAUGACUCGUGUGGUUUCGAAGCGGGGUCUGAAGAAGAAUUCGAGAAUAUGAAGAAAUUUAUAUCAGAACGUGCGCAUGCGACGGAAUUGGAGGAGCGGAUCCAUGCUAUUUGGUAUUGUAUCCCAAUGGACGACCCGAGUCGAACGUUCCAGCGAUCAGAAGAGAAGUUCUUCCGGGAGUGCGACAUCGGGCAUGUUCCAGUUGUCACGGUGUUCACCAAAUUCGAAGCUCUGCGUCCAUUCGCAUAUGGAGAAAUCAAGAAGCAACUAAAGGGAGUAUCGGCCGAAGAACGCUCAAAGAGGAUUGCCGAGCGCGUCGAGGAACUUUUCACUAAGACAGGCGUCUUGGAUCAGUUGUGCAACCCCGAAAACCUUGCACGCCCCAACUCCUAUGUGCGCUUGCAGAAUAUGAACCAACAGAAUACAAACUGCGACACUCUACUGGAAAGCACCACUUUCGCACUGGACGAUGAAGAAUUGCGGUCGUGCUUGGUAUCGACACAAAAAUCGAACCUGGAGCUUUGCAUCAAAUGUGCCAUUGCAACACUGGUUGAUCGUGCGCAUAAGAAAAUUGAUUACGAACACUAUCAGCAUGACAUUGCUAAGUGGUUUCCGCAUCUCAAAGUAAGAGGAAGAUUGAUUCAAUCAUUCCCUGAUAAUGGUUCUCACGGAUGGUAAAUAUCGAAGUGCUGAAAUAGUAGACAUUCUGAUAUGUUUUCCUUGAUUGUAGUUGUUUAUUGAUAAUAGCUGGUAAGAUUGUAGCUUACGAAGCUACGGAAGGACAACGC